This is a messenger RNA of Nannospalax galili (Upper Galilee mountains blind mole rat), 4107 nucleotides long. It is a transcript of the gene Exoc3, whose product is annotated as exocyst complex component 3. Gene Ontology annotation, molecular function: SNARE binding. The record is from RefSeq and is a predicted model, not a curated record. The transcript is spliced from 13 exons. Lineage: Eukaryota; Metazoa; Chordata; Mammalia; Rodentia; Spalacidae. Gene Ontology annotation, cellular component: exocyst. Gene Ontology annotation, biological process: exocytosis; exocyst localization. Bases 428 to 2695 code for a protein of 755 amino acids.
CCGGUCGGGCUCCGGGAGGUGGAAGCAGAGGCAGCAGCAGGGUGAGGUACCUCUGGUCUGAUGGCUACCGGGCGCUGGGCCCUGUGUCCCUCGCUGGGUUGUUCCCGGGUGAGCGUCCCCGGCAGCCGACCUGGCGGGCACGUCCGCCCCGGCGCCGGGCUCGUGGUGGGUUAGUCCGCUGGCGAGCGUCCCCCGCGGCCAGGGCUGCACAGCCCAGGAGUUCCCUCUGCCCUGCUGCCCCGAAAUCCGACAGACCGAGGCCGCCCGUGGAGGGGCUUCCUGGGGACCCUGUGUCUUUUUGUACCUUCUGCUCGGUGUUCAGGUUUAUGAGAAGACCCUGCCUUCCAGGUGCUUCGUCAGCUUUCUUUAGGCAUUGGACUGUCCUCCACCCAGAGAAGGGGGUCUCACAGUGUGCCUGUGGUAUGACAUGUGCAGAGAUUCUGCCAGCUUACUGACCAUGAAGGAGACAGACCGGGAGGCUGUUGCAACAGCAGUCCAAAGGGUUGCUGGGAUGCUUCAGCGCCCAGACCAGCUGGACAAAGUGGAGCAGUAUCGCAGAAGGGAGGCCCGGAAGAAGGCCUCUGUGGAGGCCAGGAUGAAGGCCGCGAUCCAAUCACAGCUGGAUGGGGUACGCACAGGCCUGAGCCAGCUCCACAAUGCACUGAAUGAUGUCAAGCAUAUCCAGCAGUCACUGGCUGAUGUCAGCAAGGACUGGAGGCAGAGCAUCAACACCAUUGAGAGUCUCAAAGAUGUGAAGGAUGCAGUAGUGCAGCACAGCCAGCUGGCUGCAGCUGUGGAAAACCUCAAGAACAUCUUCUCUGUGCCUGAGAUCGUGAGGGAGACCCAAGACCUGAUCGAGCAGGGGGCUCUCCUGCAGGCGCACCGGAAGCUAAUGGACCUGGAGUGCUCUCGGGAUGGGCUGAUGUGUGAGCAGUACCGCAUGGACAGUGGGAAUACACGGGACAUGACCCUCAUCCAUGGCUACUUUGGUAGCACGCAGGGACUCUCUGAUGAACUGGCCAAGCAGUUGUGGAUGGUACUGCAGAGAUCACUGGUCACCGUCCGCCGGGAUCCAACCUUGCUGGUCUCCGUGGUCAGGAUCAUUGAAAGGGAAGAAAAAAUUGACAGGCGAAUACUUGAUCGAAAAAAGCAAACAGGGUUUGUUCCUCCUGGGAGGCCCAAAAACUGGAAGGAAAAAAUGUUUGCCAUCUUGGACAGAACUGUGACAACUAGAAUUGAGGGCACUCAGGCAGACACCAGAGAGUCUGACAAGAUGUGGCUUGUGCGCCACUUGGAGAUCAUCAGGAAGUAUGUUCUGGAUGAUCUCAUCAUUGCCAAGAACCUGAUGGUCCAGUGCUUCCCUCCCCAUUAUGAGAUCUUUAAGAACCUCCUGAGCAUGUACCACCAGGCCUUGAGCACACGGAUGCAGGACCUCGCAUCAGAGGACCUUGAGGCCAACGAGAUUGUGAGCCUCUUGACGUGGGUCCUAAAUACCUACACCAGUACAGAGAUGAUGGGGAAUGUGGAGCUGGCCCCAGAAGUGGAAGUCAGUGCCCUGGAGCCUCUACUCUCUCCAAAUGUGAUCUCUAAGCUGCUUGACAAAUAUAUGUCAACACUCACGUUCAACAUCAUUGCUUGGCUACGGAAAGCACUGGAAACAGACAAGAAAGACUGGAACAAAGAGACAGAACCAGAGGCAGACCAGGAUGGCUACUACCAGACUACACUCCCUGCCAUUGUGUUUCAGAUGUUUGAACAGAAUCUUCAAGUUGCUGCUCAGAUAAGUGAAGAUUUGAAAACAAAAGUACUGGUUUUGUGUCUUCAGCAGAUGAAUUCCUUCCUCAGUAGAUACAAAGAUGAAGCCCAACUGUAUAAAGAAGACCACCUGAGAAACCGGCAGCACCCACACUGCUAUGUGCAGUACAUGAUUGCCAUUAUCAACAACUGCCAGACCUUCAAAGAAUCCAUUGUCAGUUUGAAAAGAAAGUACCUAAAAACUGAAGCAGAGGAGAGUCUAUGUCUGAGCCAACCGACCAUGGAUGGGAUUCUAGAUACUAUUGCUAAGGAGGGCUGUGGCAGCCUGCUGGAGGAGGUCUUCCUGGAUCUAGAGCAACAUUUGAACGAGCUGAUGACAAAGAAGUGGCUGUUAGGGUCAAAUGCUGUGGACAUCAUCUGCGUCACUGUAGAGGACUACUUCAAUGAUUUUGCCAAAAUUAAAAAGCCGUAUAAAAAGAGGAUGACGGCUGAGGCACACAGACGUGUGGUAGUGGAAUAUCUACGGGCUGUCAUGCAGAAGCGUAUCUCCUUUCGAAAUGCUGAAGAGCGCAAGGAGGGUGCUGAGAAGAUGGUCAGGGAGGCUGAGCAGCUCCGCUUUCUGUUCCGGAAGCUGGCAUCUGGAUUUGGUGAAGAUGCAGAUGGACACUGUGACACAAUUGUCGCAGUGGCAGAAGUUAUUAAGCUUACAGACCCCUCUCUGCUCUACUUAGAAGUUUCAACUCUGGUCAGCAAAUAUCCAGAUAUCAGAGAUGACCACAUUGGUGCACUACUGGCAGUGCGAGGUGAUGCCAGCCGGGACAUGAAGCAGACCAUCAUGGAGACACUGGAGCAGGGCCCCACGCAAGAAAACCCCAACUAUGUGCCCAUCUUCAAGGAGAUUGUUGUGCCCAGUCUCAAUGUGGCUAAACUCCUUAAGUAACCCAGUUAUCACUCUGUGGCUUCCUGUUUGCACCCUAAGAAGCAAGUGUAUUAAAGCAUAAGUCACUCUCCAGGUACCCCAUUUGAUGUCAGCUACAUAUGCCUGUAUUCUCUGGCACCAUAGUAUGUGGAGCAAGGUGCUAUGGCAUGAACACUGGAAUCGUGAGUCUGUGGAUUUUCUCACCCUGUCAUGAAAAUGCCUUGUGAUAGCUUUUCUAUGGCUAUGAAACCCUCUUGGUUGCUUGGGAAAGGUAUAUGGCAGGCGCCCCUCAGUCUCCCCAGUUCAGUCUUGCUCUGUCUGGCAAACAUACUUUGGACUUCUGCUACCUGAUUAAAGCAAAGGAAAGCCAGGCAGCUUCUCAUUCCCAGUUUCAGGACAUUCUGAUUGGUCAUGAUAUAGCCAUGUCCAGAAGCAAUAGGAGGUCAUCAGCUCUCAGCUGACCUAUGAAUAGUCCUGAGCAGUCUCUGGGGCCAGGUUCUGCCCUCGUCGUUCUGGCUGUUCUAGACCAGCUGCUUAGUCUUCUUCACCUGCUGAAACAGCUCCACCCAGGUGGGUAGGGUGCCACCCAGGUCAGUCAUACUGGAAGGAUGAGAAAUGUCAUAAGUAUAAAUUUUCAUAAAAAUGUAUAUGAAAAUGAAUGUUUGGAAUGAGUCAAUAUCUGUAUAACAUACUUAUGUGUGAUCCAAAGUCCCUAAAAUUCUCUCCCUAAUUUAGCCAUCUAACCUCAACCUUCAACUUUAAGUUAAUUAAGAGGAGUAUAUUAUAUUAUACUCAGGAUAAACAGUGGUCCCUGUGUCUUGUGGGCUCUACAUGUCUGUAGAGGGCAGCUGUUCACUUAUUACCUGAGGGAGAGGUAUUGCCUGAGUUUCCUUAUGUACUCAGAUGGUUUCUCUCCCCAGCCCCAUUCUUGUUUCAGAGCCCCCAUGAACUCCCUAAGUCAAAUGGGAGGUGGAGGGCCUGGCGGGCCUGUCCUAUCCUAUGGGCCUGUACCACACGGCCACUCUUAAUGUAUAAAUCAAUGCUGUAUUUUCUUUCUACUUUUGAAAUGACAAGGUUGACCGUCUGCUUUUAUGUCAUUCUCUCAAGUUGUGAAAAAUUUAUAAAUAACCCUUUCUCUAAGUGGAAUUAAGUAAAAACUCCUCAGAGGCUUAGAGGAGACAUGGCUUUCUCAGAAGGCCAGCUGGUAUCAUGUUGAUCCAGUGCCGCCUGCUCGGCAGUCUGUUCAAUGUUCAUGACAAGUUGGCAUUUCUUGUCGAAUGUGCACUGAAAGUAACAACUGCUAGCUGCAACCCUGUAGUAACAAAGGUGCAUGUGUCUCACUGAGAUUUUUCAUGGUGGUUAUUGUCUAGAGUGGACAUGUAGCUAAUCACAGAAUGCUUUUGUGGCUAAGCAUUUAGCUGUCUGGCCCUGGA